AUGAAACAACUUGAAAUCUCACUCUUCAUCAUCACGAUAACAAUUAUCAUCUUUCUAGUCAGAGUUAUGGACUCUCUCACAAUCUCAAAAAAUCUAGUUGAUGUUAUUGAUGCAGCAUCAUCGAGAUAUAUUGCCUCAAAAGAAUGGAGACAAACUUUGGAUUCUUUUGGAAUUUACUUACAAACUCCAGGUUGUACAAGUCUCCCUCAGUAUCCAUCAAAAUUUGAAUUGUCAAGAAAUUAUUUAACACUUUGUUAUGAUAAUGAAGCAUUUGAUAUUUGGCCAGCUAUUUAUCGAAAGAGUGGGGAGUUAUUGGUUAAUGAAAUUAAACAGCAAUAUAAAUUGGAUAACUUGACUGCUGUAUUCAAGACACUUGACACUACUGCAGGAUAUUUCAGUGUUAUGAAGAAUGCAGUUGAUACUGGAAUUUGUGAUGUUUCUUUAAGUGCUACGGCCAUCAGUGGAGAUAGACCUUCCCAAGUUCAUUUUCAAUUUGUAGUUUCGGAUGGUUCAGUCUUUCAAAGCUAUGCUCAACAACAACUACCAAAGGCAACAAUCAAAUCCAUUCCAGGUUAUGAUGACGCAUGGAAUAUGAUUCUUAAUAAGACAGCUCAUGCAUUUGUUGCUGAUGCUUUGGACCUCUAUGUUUGGGUUAGAUAUCACAAAUCUUCAUGUGCAACAUGUAAAGUAAUUCUAUUCGGUGAUGAGUUGAGGUUUGGAACAUUUAUCACUAAUCAGUUCCAAUCUAGUUCAGUAUCCACGUGGAGGGUUGAGAAUGUGUUUUGGAGCUUGCUUCUUAUUGUCUUUAUGAUGUUCAUCAAUUAA
Molecule: messenger RNA, 825 nt
Organism: Naegleria gruberi
Lineage: Eukaryota; Heterolobosea; Eutetramitea; Acrasida; Naegleriidae
Exons: 2
Coding region: 1-825 (274 amino acids)
Source: RefSeq, a predicted model, not a curated record